AACCAACGAGAAAGUCGUAACGAGAGAGCGUGGGGGAACGUUGUUGCCUCGAUACCGCCGUCCGAUCUAUCAGGGCACAGUUUACGACACAGAAUGGACGCACCAACAUCCGCGAAAGCUACGACCGAGCUGCUGAAACGACUGCUCGAGAUUCUCGAUGAAGAGGACGCGUUCGACCGUACCGGCGACAAGCCUGUCUUGGAGUUUGUUUAUCCGGAAGAGCUACAGAAACUGUUGCCGAUCGAACUGACCGAUGAACCGGCUAGCAAAGAAGAGAUCGAGACGGUAAUACGACAAACGAUUCGAUACUCGGUGAAGACGUUCAGUCCGCAUUUUCACAACCAGCUGUUCGCUGGUACCGAUGAGUAUGGCUUGGCUGGUUCUUGGUUGACCGACGUGCUUAACACCAGCCAAUACACGUACGAGGUAGCUCCAGUGUUCACCAUGAUGGAGCAACAAGUGAUAGAACAAUCUUUGAAAUUGGUUGGAUAUCCACCGUCGCCAGAAGGAGAUGGUAUUUUAUGCCCAGGCGGUAGUUUAUCAAAUAUGUACGGAAUGGUGAUGGCCAGAUACAAAAUGAUUCCAGAAGUAAAAACCAAAGGUCUCGCGAGCCUUCCACAAUUGGUCUGUUUCACCAGUGAGGCUGGCCACUAUUCAAUUACCAAAGGAGCCCACUGGUUGGGUCUGGGGACCGAUAAUGUCUAUAAGGUGAAAUGCGACGAAUUGGGACGAAUGCGGCCAGACGAGUUGAAGGCUGGGAUAGCAAAGGUCAGGAGGCGAGGACACUUACCUUUCUUCGUGAACGCCACCUGCGGCACCACGGUCCUCUGCUCGUUCGAUCCACUGCCGGAGAUCGCGGCCAUCUGCCGCGAGGAGAACCUAUGGUUACACGUUGACGCAUGUCUCGGUGGUACGAUGUUACUGUCGGAGAAAUAUCGGGAUCGAUUGAAGGGGAUCGAACUCUCGAAUUCCGUGGCGUGGAAUCCGCACAAGAUGCUCGGCGCGCCGCUUCAGUGCUCGCUGUUCUUGGUCAAGGGGAAAAACACCCUGCACGAGGCGAAUUGCGUUGGGGCGCGGUAUCUGUUUCAGCAGGACAAGCAUUACGACGUGUCCUGGGACACGGGUGACAAGAGUUUACAAUGUGGUAGGAAGGUUGACGGAACCAAAUUAUGGCUGAUGUGGAAGGCACGAGGGACCAAAGGUCUCCGCGAAUCCGUUGAAGUAGCCAUGUCCGCGAUCGAGUAUUUCUUCGAACGAAUCAAAGAACGAGAAGGGUUUCGCUUGGUGCUCCCCCGAUACGAAGGCUGCAACGUUUGCUUUUGGUACAUACCACCGAGCAUGCGAACUCAACAGGAGACUCAGGAAUGGUGGGACAAAUUGUACGAGAUCACGGCUAAGAUAAAAGGACGCAUGAUGCUGGAGGGUACGUUGAUGAUUGGCUACACGCCGCUGUCUUACUGCAAUCUCGGUAACUUCUUUCGUAUGGUGGUCACCUGUCAACCACCGCCGAGCAACGCUUCCAUGGAUUACGUGAUCGACAAGAUAGAGGAACUGGCGGCCGAUUUGUAAACAGACUGAUGUAUCUCGCUGUGGAGCGAGCAAAAGAGAAAGAAAGAAAGAAAGAAAGAAAGCUCGGGAGGAAAUGAAUUCGCUCGAGGAGGAGCCGAUUCUUGCGGGCGUUAUUGUUCGUUUUAUUGCAUGAUUCUAUGCCAUUCUGGGCGUCGCGAAAUGUUCGCUCGAUCGCGGAACGUCGCGUCGUCUGUUUGUACACUCGUUCGCAGCGCGUGACUCGUCGACCCAAAAAUUAGUGAAAUUAGUGGUCUACGGUUGAGUUUCGAAUUUCGAGAGUCUCACGAUCGUUUUUUUUUUUUUUUUUUGCUUUCUCUUCUUCUCGUUUUCUUCGACGCGCGUGACCGCGACUCAAUGUGAGCCAAUAGUGAAAAUAGCGCGAAUCAUAUCGAAUCUUCAUUCGUUCACGGUCUCUCUUUCAAGAUCUCUCUCUCUCUCUCUCACACACACACACGCCACACUCGCGCAUCCACACACGUUUAAUAGGUACACGUUACGUGCUCGUCCUUUGUCGAUUACUAAGCGAUGCACGCGUUCGACGUAACGAUGGCACUGAAUCGUUCGACGCGAAACUGAAAGCGAUCGUCUCUGUAAAUCUCUCAAAUAAACAAUUCUAUGAAUAUCA
This is a messenger RNA of Frieseomelitta varia, 2194 nucleotides long. RefSeq names its product glutamate decarboxylase 2. Gene Ontology annotation, molecular function: pyridoxal phosphate binding; carboxy-lyase activity. Lineage: Eukaryota; Metazoa; Arthropoda; Insecta; Hymenoptera; Apidae. Gene Ontology annotation, cellular component: cytoplasm. Bases 94 to 1569 code for a protein of 491 amino acids. The transcript has 8 exons. The record is from RefSeq and is a predicted model, not a curated record. Gene Ontology annotation, biological process: carboxylic acid metabolic process.